AACAGCGUAUUCGAUAAUAACAAAAUAACAAGUGCAUUCGCAAGACAUACAGCUUUGCAAUUAGUUUAAUUCACAAGCAGAAAGAAAUAAAAAAAAAUGCGACAACAGCGACAAUGCAUUGUGGUGAAUAUGCGUUCUGCGAUAGCGCUCAUCAUCAUAUUUGUGCUGACCGGCAUUAGAAACAGCGAAACGGCCAGCGGUGGCAAUCAAAUGGAUCUGACUGAUGCCAAAACCGAUCAACGCAAAGACAACAGCAAUGCUGGCAACAACAACAAUAAUAAUAAUAAUAACAAUAAUGAGAAUGAAGUGUUUGUGCCCGCGUUGGCCAACAUGGCCAGCAAGUCAAGUGGCGACGGCAAUAGCAGCAGUAACAACAUUAGCAACAGCACUACAAACAUGUUGUGCCCACUGGAUAAGGAGACACCUUGCGAUCAGUUACAAUUCCCGUGCAUACGUUGCAGCUACAAUUUCAAUUGCCUUUACGGUCGCGAUGUGAACAUCAGCUGCGAGGCUGUCAGCAAUGUUCAAUGCCAAGGCGAACGCGCCUUCCACCGGCAAAUGAACUGUCGCUAUUGCUACCAGACGGAAAUGUGGCAACAGCACUGCGAACAGCAUGCGAAUUGCAAUUCGGCAGCCGAAAAAUAUUAUCGCACCAACUGCACAGUGCAUCAGGAUGUCCUCUGCUUGGGCAAUCGCUCUUUUACCCGCAAUCUACGCUGCAAUUGGACGCAAGGCUACCGCUGGAGCACAGCGCUCUUGAUCAGUCUUACGCUGGGCGGCUUUGGUGCCGAUCGUUUCUAUCUGGGACACUGGCAAGAGGGCAUUGGCAAGCUGUUUAGCUUUGGCGGCUUGGGUGUGUGGACCAUCAUCGAUGUGCUGCUCAUAUCCAUGCAUUAUCUGGGGCCAGCCGAUGGCUCACUAUACAUUUAGAUUAAGUGAACUAACAUUUAGGCAAAAUCUAUGAGUAAACAAUUGGAAUGUGAAACGAGAGGAGGUAUGUAUGUAUAUAACAUUUAGAAUAAGACCCAAGAUUGUAUAUAAACGUUAGUUGAGACUGUCUAUAAAUCUAACUAUAGCUACACAAGAUAUUUAUGUAUGUAUGUAU
Molecule: messenger RNA, 1105 nt
Organism: Drosophila albomicans
Lineage: Eukaryota; Metazoa; Arthropoda; Insecta; Diptera; Drosophilidae
Gene: amx
Product: TM2 domain-containing protein almondex
Exons: 1
Coding region: 97-930 (277 amino acids)
Source: RefSeq, a predicted model, not a curated record